Messenger RNA from Guillardia theta CCMP2712, 664 nucleotides. RefSeq lists its product as hypothetical. Bases 114 to 485 code for a protein of 123 amino acids. The record is from RefSeq and is a predicted model, not a curated record. NCBI's taxonomy places the organism in Eukaryota, Cryptophyceae, Pyrenomonadales, Geminigeraceae. The transcript has 2 exons.
CAAACCUUCACUCGCGCACUGCUAGGAUCUUUCCGCGCAGGAAGAGGAAAGGGCCCAACCCUUCUGCUCGGACGUGCUCCGAGGUCACUCUCACCACAGCCAAUAUCAUCGACAUGUUCCAUUUGCGACAAUCGGAAGCGGCCGAGAAGCUGGGGCUCUCGUUGACGGCGUUUCGUGCUGCAUGCCGGCAUGUGGGGGUAAACAAAUGGCCAUAUGCUCGCUCGAGAUCGAAAUCGCAUUCCGGUUCAGAAGGGAAUGAUAGUGAAAGCAAGGCCAACAGCGAUAAUGAAAACAUAGAUGAAUUUGCAAAGCGAAGAGACACAUCGAAUCAAUCCAGCAAUGUGAUCAAGAAUCAUAUAGAUCCUGAAGGCUCGUUGGAAUUGCAUUUUCGUUGGAGCGAUAGAGUGGUGUUCAGCCCGGAAUUAGAUUCUUUGAUGAACGAAGCGUUGGAUCACGUGGAAUUGAAUUUGACAUGCACCAAUUAGUGCAAACCAAGGAGAUCAUGCUCCGUACCCUCUUCCUGUCUGAGUCAAGGAUGUCAUGUGAAGAUUUUAAGUUUCGAACCUCGUCCGGUGAGGAUAGGGUGUAGAAUGAGGCGAAUGCGCUUUGUAAAUUAGUUCGUAGUUUUUGUUGUUUUCCAAUGAAUGAGUAACAAUUGUCUCAG